AUGCGUUCUCACGCCCUGUCAACUUGGUUUCUCUCUUCCAUAACGUUGGUGGCAACCGCAAUGAGUGCUCAAGCCCAAAGCUAUAUUCCUCGGCCAUUGGACGACAUGAUAAAGGACUUGGGCUUGGAGGAGCAUGUCAAGGAUAUACCAGGUGGUGAUAACCUCGAGGGGAAUGUAACUGCGCGAUGUAUUAUUGCCACCGAAGUUUUACGCCGUGUGCUCCCUUCUGAGGUUGAGAUGCCUGGCUCUGGUGCAUAUACUUCAAACAAGGAGAGUUACUGGGCUCAGCAGCAAUCGACAUUGUCGCCUUCUUGUUUCGUGGCCGCCAAGAGUCCCAAAUCUGUCGCAAAGGCCCUUGCGAUAUCUCGCAUUACACAAUGUCCUUUCGCUGUACGGUCUGGAGGGCAUUCGGAUGUCCCCGGUGCCUCGAAUACUGAGGAAGGCAUUGUUAUCGAUCUCCGUGCUUUCAACGAUAUCAAAGUGUCAGAAGAUAAGAAGGUGGCCACGGUUGGCCCCGGCGCCACCUGGGCUGAAGUAUAUCGACACCUUGACGAGUACGGGUUGACGGUUAUUGGAGGCCGCGCUUCCACUGUUGGCGUUGGUGGUUUGGCCCUCGGCGGUGGAAUGUCAUACAUUUCUGGACGUGGAGGGUUUGCUUGCGAUAACGUCUUGAAGUUUCAUGUCAUGAUGGCUGACGGCCAUAUCCUGGAAGUAGAUGAGAAGUCUCAUCCACUUCUUUACUUUGCCCUUCGCGGUGGCGGAAAUAACUUUGGUAUUGUUCUCCGAUUCGACUUCGAAACUUACCCUCUCGGCGAGUUCUGGGGUGGAAUUCGUGUUUACCCUGUCGAGGCUAAAGAAGCGAUUAAUGGCGGGCUCAGCUCGUUCAACGAUAACGCAUGGGAUGACCCAGACCUCGCUGUCAUUACCUCCUUUAUCCAUAGAUCAGGAAGCUGGUACUCCACCGUCAUCUUUGAUUACGCUAAACCCGAAGCGAACCCACCUAUCCUCACCACAAAUUUCGCAGACCUACUAAAAUACACUCCCUCAAGAGACACUAGCCGGAUCACCAAUAUGACACAGUUUGCCAUUGAGCUUGGACAGGGCACACCACCCGGUCUUCGCCAGCAGUUUACCACAGUUACGUAUAGGAAUAGCGCCGAGGUACAGAAUCGCAUGGUGGACAUCCUUAUGGAAGAAGUGAAGAACAUAGAAGGCCGGAUGUCCGCCAAGGAGGCAUUCGCACCCAUUGUUGCAUUCCAGCCUAUUCCUCCCUCCAUCAGCUCUAAGUUUUCGAAGAGAGGUGGAAAUGCGCUUGGUGUCAGUCCCGACGAUGGGCCUCUUAUAUUGGUCAAUCUUUGCUUCCAAUGGUCCAACGUUGCUGACGACCAGCUUGUUAUUUCGACAAUUGACCGGGUUCUUGAGAAGACGAACGAAUUUGCUAGGUCCAAGGGCCUUCUACACGAUUACAUCUAUAUGAACUACGCUGCUCCAUACCAGAAGCCGGUCACCAGCUACGGUGCCGAGAACGUGAAGAAGUUGCGCAAGGCGCAGGAGGAGUAUGAUCCUUUCUUGGUCUUUGAGAGGUUACAGCCAGGUGGAUUUAAACUGGACAUGUAG
This is a messenger RNA of Coccidioides immitis RS, 1617 nucleotides long. RefSeq lists its product as uncharacterized. Bases 1 to 1617 code for a protein of 538 amino acids. The transcript is spliced from 5 exons. NCBI's taxonomy places the organism in Eukaryota, Fungi, Ascomycota, Eurotiomycetes, Onygenales, Onygenaceae. Gene Ontology annotation, molecular function: FAD binding. The record is from RefSeq and is a predicted model, not a curated record.